This is a messenger RNA of Paramecium octaurelia, 837 nucleotides long. Lineage: Eukaryota; Ciliophora; Oligohymenophorea; Peniculida; Parameciidae. The record is from the annotation of a GenBank genome assembly.
GAAUGGAUUAAUAAGUAAUGGAAACAGCGAGCAAUUAUGAUAAUAUUAUAAAUGAAGUCUACACAAAAUUGAAGCGGAACUCAGAUAAAGGUUAAUUGUAAAUGAGUGAAUCUGAAAUCCAGACUUUUAAGGAUGUAUUAAUUCAUUAAACCACCCAAGCUCUGGCAAACCCAUCUCAAAGCAAUUUAAGAGGGGAGAGAAAUUAAAUGCAAAACAGAGGUUUAGGUCUAAUCUAAGAUUUCUCAAGUGGACACUGAUCAAAUUGAACCUGCUAAAGAAAAGAAAGUACUUGUUGUGAAAUAAGUAAUUACUUACAAUUACAUCUUAGGAGGAAGAGAAUUAAGAAGUAGAUGUGUGUUUUGACGACGAUUCAGAUGAGAAAGUUCAUCUGAAUCAGGAUCAAGUUGAUAACUAUUAAACUUAGAAUCAGAAAAUUAAGGAGUUUGAAAAGAAUAGAUGUGAGAGUCUGAGGGAAAGGACUCUUUUUGAUAAAAUUAGAGAAUUAGAUUAACUUAGAAAUUAAGUUAAAUAGGAAGAAUAAGAUGAUGAUGAUACCGAAGAGCCAAAAGCAUUUGAUACUUAGAUCUACGCAUAGAAGAUCAAUACUGAUAGUAUUGUUAGUAGAAUCAGAGUAAAAAUUCAUCAUAUACUAGCCUAACAAAUUGCAAAAGGCAAGUUUAGAAAAUGUGCUUAUCAAAGAAAAAAGCAAUAAAGAAGCUCUCUAUCCAUAAGCCCAAUUAUAAUUUAAUUUUAAAACAAACAAAAAAAAAAACUAAUGAUCAAAUUGUAUAUAUCAUUCCUAAGAUUUUAGUUACUCCAAUUUUCUGUCCAAUUAUG